GCAGAAGCAGAGGGAAGUGAGAGUCACAAACAUUGGCGUCACUCAGGGGAGAAGGAACUGUUGCACUAUGGCAGCUCCGUUCUCACUGCUCUGGCUGUUGGCUGUGGGGGGGUACGUGUCCCUGCUGCUCUCAGUGUCUGAGGGAGUCGUGUGUUACAGUGACUUUGACGAGAGGUCAGGGGGCUGCACUCAGUACCUCGGGGAAGGGGUGAGCGAGGGCGACUGCUGCCUGAAUAUCAAGUACAGCUUCAAGCGGGACCCCGGGGCCCCCUGCGAGUCCUGCCGUGCCGCUACAUGGAGUGUCUGGAGUGAGUGGGGCCCCUGCAGCGUCUCCUGCUUGGAAGGGGUUGAGAGUCGGAGCCGGUUCUGUACCAGACAGGAGGGGUGCAAAGGAGAAAGGAUCCAAAUGAGGGCCUGCUCCUAUCAGGACUGCUGCCCCCAGAGUGGACGUUGGGGGGAAUGGUCUCUAUGGUCUCCGUGUUCCGUAACAUGCGCAAGAGGAAGACGACAGAGAAUGCGACAGUGCAAUAACCCUGCACCCCUUUGCGGGGGAUCCUGUGCUGGGAGUUCUGCAGACUUAGAUGACUGUGACACCCAGCAAGUUUGCCCCACACAUGGAGCCUGGGGAAGUUGGGGUCCUUGGAAUGACUGUUCAGCAAGCUGUAUAAAGGAAGAUUCCAGAAAUGUUCCUGUUCAGUCUCGACUGCGAAUCUGUAACAAGCCAACCCCUUCCAGUGACCCCCCAGGAAGGCUGUGCGAGGGGACAUCAGAGGAAAGGAGGGACUGCAACUCUCUGCCGACCUGCCCAGUACCUGGCAGUUGGGGUGCUUGGCAGUUGCCAUCUCCAUGCUCAGUUACCUGUGGGAUUGGACUGGUGACAGAGGAGAGGGUCUGUGAUAACCCGGCCCCCCGCCAUGGGGGAAGAUAUUGUGAAGGAGCAGCGCGACGGGACACUAUGUGCAAAAUAGGAAUUCCGUGCCCAGUUAAUGGAGUUUGGUCGGAGUGGUCUGAGUGGUCCGACUGCCUCCUUCUUGAUACCAGAAUCAAGUGUGAUAACAAGGUGGGAGCUCAGAACCGCAAGCGCAGGUGCGAGGGGUCGGCGCAUGGAGGGGACGACUGUGGCAGUAAAUACAAGGAGAACCGAUACUGCUACAACUUUAAGAGAUGUCGCUUGAAUGGAAGUUGGUCGGAGUGGAGUGAGUGGGGUCUGUGCACCCCAACUUGUGGCCAAUCAGAGAGAACAAGAGAAAGGCUGUGUCAACCAGUGUACCCCAACUAUCCGAACACGACUGUCACACAGACCCAAAAGACGGUGGAUGUUUUCCCCUGGGGGGUUCCCAUUGGCAGAUGUGAGGAGCUGAAUGGGCAGUUACAGCGGGUGCCGGAGAAGAGAGAGUGCAAGAAUGUGCCAAAGUGCUGACUUCUACUAUUAAAGGCAAAAUAAACCUUUUUUUUCUUUC
This is a messenger RNA of Xenopus laevis (African clawed frog), 1460 nucleotides long. RefSeq names its product properdin. NCBI's taxonomy places the organism in Eukaryota, Metazoa, Chordata, Amphibia, Anura, Pipidae. The transcript has 9 exons. The record is from RefSeq and is a predicted model, not a curated record. Bases 68 to 1420 code for a protein of 450 amino acids.